AUGGACGCGCAGAUUAGAAUGUUCUUCUGCAACCUUUGCCAGAAACCCUUCACCCACGAGGCCUCGCGGAACCGCCAUGUAAGCUACUGUCGCCGCUCGCGAGAUCGUCCCCGCGUGCGGCAUCAGUCGUGUCAGGCCUGCAGCGCCGCCAAAGCCCGCUGCAGCUUUCAACCUCAGUGUUCACGCUGCCGUCAUAAGGGUCUGGAGUGUGUUUAUGACCAUCCUAACGGUCGGCAAAAUGCCACUCUAACGCCUGCCGCCCUGAAAUCCAAGGCCGUGCCCCCGCCAACCCCGGUGGAUACGUCGACUCCGACGCCGCUUCCCAGGAGCGAGAUCAUAGCUAACAACAUGGAACUGGUCGGCGACGAGUUGUCGUGGGACAUUAAUCUCGAUCUGCUGCAAAUUAAUCAAUCGACGUCGACGGCAGCCCCGGUGUGCGACACAAUCUCUGCGCCCACGACCGCGACCACUAGUACGUAUGUCUCGGAGGAUCCGCAAGUGUCCGAUGCGCAAGCCAUGGCCUCGCUGGAAGAGCUCUACACGACUGGAGAGACACCAGUCACCGGCAAAACCGACUUUCUUUCGACCAUCACGAUCCCCCCUGCCUUGACUACUUUGGAGACGUCCGGGUUUCUCACUCCUCUGCCCAUGAGCAGCCCUGCAGCGCAAUGCAACGCCAACUACAUUAUCCAAAUGUUGCGUCCGUUCCCGCAACUCAUGGUUCAAAAGGCCACCUUCCCUCCUUUUAUCCAUCCUUCGUAUUACAAAAGAUGUACCGAUAGCCAUUCACCCGUACUGCAGGCCCCAUUGGCAAACUGUAUGAGCAUUGCGCAGAUGUUCGUGCCUCGAACCCAAGAGACCAAGCCUUUUGUUUGGAAGACCAUUCGGAUGGAGCAGCGCAGGUUACUAAGUGAGAUGGAAACAUUCGACAGAGAAGAGCUCUUGGCAGCAAUCCAAGUAUACAUCAUCUACCUGAUCAUGCGCAUUGUCGACGACACUCUGCGGCAUUCUGAGCAUGACUUGCAUAUGCUCUUGUCUUUCCAGCUUCUGUGCGAACAAUUUCGCAAAAUAUGCGCCCAGCCAUUCGCGCUGGACGAGCAGGCUAAUCCCAACCACACCUGGCAAGAUUGGAUUUUCUCGGAAUCCCGACGAAGAGUCGCAUGUCUCUGGUUCAUCAUAAGUCGCGUUAUUUGCGUCAAGACGGGCAUUCCCUGCGACACAACCGAGGUAUACCGCGCCAUCCCAUUACCGUCAGGCCACUCACUGUGGACCGCCAACUGCCACGAGGUGUGGGAGGCGGAAUACCGAGCGAGUCAGAUGAAUUAUCGACGACCUCGACUGGCUUAUUUCGGGGAGUUGAUUGAAGCGCAGCGGAAUCCCGGGGAUGGGUCGAACUCCCAGAAGCUGGAUCUUUGGCAUACCGACGCAGAUCAGCUGGGAAUCAUGCUAAUGUUGGCUACUGCAAUGGUAUAA
Messenger RNA from Aspergillus melleus, 1473 nucleotides. Its product is annotated as Zn(II)2Cys6 transcription factor domain-containing protein. The transcript has 4 exons. Gene Ontology annotation, molecular function: DNA binding; zinc ion binding; DNA-binding transcription factor activity, RNA polymerase II-specific. The record is from RefSeq and is a predicted model, not a curated record. Lineage: Eukaryota; Fungi; Ascomycota; Eurotiomycetes; Eurotiales; Aspergillaceae. The coding region runs from base 1 to 1473 and encodes 490 amino acids. Gene Ontology annotation, biological process: DNA-templated transcription; regulation of DNA-templated transcription.